Messenger RNA from Adineta ricciae, 1482 nucleotides. NCBI's taxonomy places the organism in Eukaryota, Metazoa, Rotifera, Eurotatoria, Adinetida, Adinetidae. The record is from the annotation of a GenBank genome assembly.
AUGAGUUUUCAUAACACAAGUGAUCAAUUAACAUCGUCAUUUGAUGAUAGUGGCGAAAUUAGGUCAAGUCGAAGAACUUCAUCUCGGAUUAGUCCGAAGGAGACCGCAAGUCCACGACGCAAAUCUACUGUUCGAGGUGGAAUCUUGAAGAAAAGUGCCUCUCGUAAUUCGAGAAAAUCUUCCAAAGGAACGCCAAAGUCAAGAAGAAAAGAAAAUGAAAGUGAUGCUGAUUCACAAUUCGAAAUGGAUUAUUCGAAUAGAGAUGAGAAUGACAACUCAGGUCCACCUGAAAAUCAAGAAAAUGAAGAACAGGACAUUCACAACGUAUCAACAGCUAGUGCUGACACUGUUUUCGAUGAACACUUCAAUUCAAACAGCACGACAGUUGUACCAAAACGAGCUAUUGAUCAUUUCGACAAGAGCAAUGUUACUGAAACUGGCAGACUUAAAUGUUCAAUAUGUUUCCAAGAUGGUUUACCUUUCGGAACAUUUCGACGAUCUGGUAUGCAAGAAUUUUUGGAGAAAAUCAAACCAGGUUACCGUGGUCCAACUCGACAAACUGUACGAAAACGUUUAGAUACAGUUUAUCGAGAACGAAAGACUUCGUUGAAAGAAAAAUUUCAAACAAUUCCGUUCAUAUGUUUAACAACUGAUCUUUGGAUGAGUCCUCGACGACAUCAUUUUUUGUCUAUAACAGCUCAUUAUCAUGAUGAAAACUAUCGGAUGUUUUCGAAUGUUAUUUCCUUUCGAUCUUUUCGUGGUCGACAUCUGGCUCCUCGACUAAAAAAAUUCAUUAUUAAUGAAAUUAGGAAAUUAAACAUUGAAUCAAAAAUCUUUUCAAUAACCACCGAUAAUGGUAGUGAUAUUAAAAGCGCAACAUCAUCUGAUGAAUUUGGAAUUCGAUUUUCUUGUGAUGCUCACAAUAUCAAUCGACUGAUAUCAACUGGUUUUGAUUUAUGGAGAAAAACAUCGAAAAAGGUAAAUCAAUAUCUUAUCAUGAAAGAUAUAAAUAACGAAGGAACACAAUCAACAACAGCAACAUCCUCAGCUACAUCAAUGAUAACAACUAUAUCUAAUGAACAAACUCAUGACUGUGACGCUGAAAUAGAAGGAUUGCGUCUUACUGAUCUUGGAGCUAUUUUUGACGAAUGGAUAAAUAAUGAUGAAGAUUAUGUAACCGAUGAUGAAGAUGGCGAUUAUGUGCCGACAUUAGGCGAUGAAGAUAGUGAUAGUGGCUCGGAUUGUUCAGAUGACGACAAUAAUUCUUUAUCGAUUCAAUCACAACAGGGUCGUCGAGCAACUGACGAUGAAGAAGACGAAGAAAAUGAAGAAAUGAAUCAGUUAUUAUCUAAUCCUGAUGAAUUGAAAAAAACGAAUUUCUACUUUUUGAAAAAAGUCCGAAAAUUGAUCAAAAUGAUAAACAAAUCAAGCAUUUUAACGGCCUUUGUUCGAAAUGAAGUUAAACGAAAAGGAAUUGAUUGA